GUUGGCACUGGGUUAAAUUGUAUCUGGAGCUUCCAAAUCUGCCCCCAAAAUGGAUCGUCUUACGGUCAUGUGCUUUUCCUGAUAACUUCGUCAGAGCAGCUCGUCUGAAGCCCUUAAAGCUGAGCGCUUUCCUCUUCUGAGGCUCUGGGGAUGAAUAUCUGAGUUUCACAGACUGUCGACAAAGUUACUUCACUUCCCCUCAGCUCGCUGUGCUUCCAGUUGAGUAAUACCUCCCGUUUAUUUCAGCGUUUGCUUCAGUUCCUGUUACAUGAUGGCCAAAAUGCAGAGUUAGUGAAGAAAAUGUAGUGCUGUUUGGUGAACAGUCUGUUACUACAGACACUGAUUAGACGAUAGGCAAUCUUAGCUUUGGUCGUCAGCUCUGGAUGCAUUCAGAAAGACGAUUUAUUUUGAGAUUAAAGAAAUGAAUCUUCAUCUGGUCCAAUUCAUCCUGAUUGUAAUUGCCUCUGUUUGUAAAGGUCAACACGAGAACAACUGCAAUGUUGUCCCUAAAGAUCAUUACAUUGAAGUGGGCUCUGAUACCAAGAUAGUCUGUCAAACUCCUUGUGUCCAUGGCAAGGUCUUCUGGACGCUGAACAGCACAGAGAUUGAUGAGAGCCAGUCCAGUGCCAUUAACUCCUCACACACGGUUCUGUCACUGAGGAACUUCACCGAGCGCAGUGCUACGCUGCUGUGCCACAGUGCAGCUACUCGGGACGUCCUCGGAGGCACCACCGUCAGAACAUUUUCAAAACCCAGCAAAAUAUCUUGCAUCUUGGAUUAUGAGACACAGGGAAUAAUCGGUGUACCAGAGCUGCUCACGUGCAACUGGGAGCAUCUGAUUAAUCCUUCAAAGUAUACAAACUACACUGUACUAAGUUCCUCUUGGUCACAUGAAUCCCAGAGUGAAAUCUGCAGCUCGAAUGUAACAACAUGCACAGCCAAGUAUAGUAAAAUAUUAGAUAAAAUACCUCUUCUGGGGACUUUCAGCAUCACUGUGAGAGCUAACUCUACAGCUUUUGAUACUUACUCUGAGACUCAAGAAUUCACUCCAUCUCACAUAUGGAAAAUUGUGCGUCCAAAGCUAGAUGUAAGCACCCACCCUGAUCGUCUGGUGGUUAAAUGGACCCAAAUGGGUAGCUCAAUGGUGGGUAACUGUACCUGUCAAGUCAAAUACAGCAAGGCCAACAUUGAAAGAUCUCCAGAGAGGGUGAUUGAUGAAACUCUUCAAUGUGAAGAGAGAGGAAGCAUAACCAUUGCACAUGUGGAAUCCUGCAACACCUACAAAUUUGCAGUCCGUUGUGCUUUAGACGAGGCUCCCUGGAGCGACUGGAGCCUUGAGAAGAGAGUUCUGACGAGACUGAACAUGACUAAUGUGAAGCUGCAACUUUGGAGAAUCAUCGCUAAACCACUGAAAGAAGGAUCAAGGAAAGUUCAUGUCAUGUGGACGGGGAUUCCUUCAACAUGCCAAGACACAUUAACCUACACUAUCAAGCUGAUUCCCUUAAAGAAACACAUGACUGGAGCAAAUUACACUGAAACUAUCAUGUGUGGCAAUGCAACUUGUGAUGUUGAUGUGGACCAGGAUGCACACAGAAUCCUUCUCACCAUGCUCCGAAAUGACGCCCUGUCUGUGCAGGACUCUGUUUAUGUUCCAGCUGUUGGAGAGAGCCUCCCUCAAGUUACCGACAUCCAGACAUCAACCCUGGAAGGCGUUAUUCUGGUCAGCUGGAAGGCUCCGGUUCAGCCUGUCAGUGGUUACAUGAUCGACUACACCCAUGAUGGAAAUCAAUAUUCCUGGAAGGAGAGCGAAUACACAAACAUUACACUAAAUGACCUGCGGGACAAGAAGCCUUACAACAUCACAGUAACUCCCCUCUUCAAUGGAAAGACAGGUCACAGCACACAAGCUCUUCAGAUCUGCUCGAGUGUUGGAGAUCCCGCAAAUGUCACCAUCAUCAAUGUUCAGGCUUAUGACAAAAGUGCCAUCGUGAGCUGGGAUGUGAAGUCGCAGGUGGAGUGCAGAGGAGUCGUUGUCAGAUACACGGUCUUCUUCAGCACGCAGAAAAGACCACAGCUCAAUGUCACUCUAGAUAGCACAAGGCGGAACAUCUCUUUGAAAAAUCUGACUCCAAACACCCAUUACCAUGUUUACGUCAAAGCCACAGCUCUCACUGGGACUACCCAAAGCAGUGAGUGGCUGUUUAUAACCAAGAGAUUCGACCCAAGACUCUUCACAGCUCUCCUCAUCUGUGGAGGCUUCACUAUGGUUCUCCUGUUAAUCCUUGGAGUAUGCUGUGCUGUUCAGUGGAAGAAGUUCAAGGAGAAGCCGGUACCUAACCCUGGACUCAGCUCUGUGGCGUUGUGGUCAUCAGCAAGUUGUCAAGAGGGAACAAUACUGCCCCUACCAUUCAGUAAUCCACGUGAAAGCUGGUGUGACAGAGUCUACCCAGAAGAAAUAGAAGGAUCACAAACAUCUAUUGAACCUACAGACUGUAAAGAUAAACCAGCCAUGGUUUAUCUUACCAGCCAAACAGUGGAAUACACAGUCCCUGAUGUAGUUCCAGCAGCAGACACGCAGAAUGAAGGUCCAGGUGAAGCUGUAGAGACGAUGUAUCCAUCAACCUCAGGAGAAUCCACAGCGCUGCUUCUCUCAGAGAGCAACCAGUCCAGCCCAUAUCGAAGUCAGAGCUCGGUGCAAGCUCUAGCACAGAGGACCAGCAAACAGGGUAAACAUGUUGCAGUGACACAGCAAGAAAAGACUGAAACACCCACUGUGUAUGUCACUUUGGACAUGUUUGCCAAAGGCAAAGGACAGCUGAAAGAGAUAGAAACCAAACCACAGGACACAAAGAGACAAGACCAGCCGAUCAGCUCUGAAUGAAGUUACCACCAGGUAACUCGGGAUCUCUCCAGCUCUCCAUAUAGUGCAGAAGUUUCUCUGCUUUUUCCUUCAGUGCAUGGAAUCCCUUUUUUCCUCCAACUCAUAAAGGUGCCCACAUGUGUCCACAGCAAACAGCUAGUCAUCGGCUCUACCAGAAUCAAUCAUUAUUUGGUUUGGUUGUAUUUUUGUCUGUUUGAAGUCUGCAGACCCAAACAGCUGAUCAGUGCGCUGCAAGCGAAAGAGCAUGUCUGUGUUGCAUCUGCAAUUAGUAAAAAAACAAAAAGGCUUUCUGGUGGAAGAGUAGGUGCUGGAAAAAUUCUCAGUAGAGCAUAUACUUAAACCGAGGUGAGUGCUUGGGUUGGGAGUCUCUCAAAAUUAGCUAAAUUAAGUGGCAGACUCGGCCCCAUCUGCAGAAAACUGUAGCCUAGCUUGUGUGCUGUUUCUCCUGGCAGUUACUCAAAUUACAAAUUUCAUACACCCGCACUUCAGAAUAACUGAAAUAUCCCUUUAAUCUUUAUUUAUCUAAACCUAAUAAAACUGGUAAUAAAUGUUACAUCAAAUAUUUUCUUUAUGUAUUUCACUUGUUGCUUUGAAACAGUCAUAAAGAUCAAGCAUAAAUCAAACAUAUGCUUUAUUUUUUAGAACUCUUGCAGAGCACAUUUUCAAGAUGUAACUAUUCCCCUCUGGCAAAGCUCCUGAGUCUCAUUUUAUACAAAUCCAGGACAGCCUGCUACUGAAAUUUUCAAAGUUGUCUUUUCGCACAUGUCUGUAAAGUUUGUGAAGCAUAAGGUCAAUGCUGUCAGGCGAGGAUGGGGUCUCGGGAAGCAGGUCAUAACAAGAAAAGGAUGCUGUCAUGUUUACAAUAUAUAUUACAUGGUGGGUAAAAGCACAGUCUGACACUUUGAUGUCAUUUUUUACCUUAAUAAUAAUACAGCAUGUAAACAGAUGUAUUCACAGUACCAACAGGACAUACUGAAACCUGUUGCACUCUCAAAUUGACUCUAAACUCAGAGUGAAUCAUUCAGCUGUUAGUGUUCACACAUGGACUAAACUCCUGGAGACUUUGGGACAUUUUCAGAUUUUUACUACAUGUGUAAAUAAGGUUCAGUCAUAGCAUGCUUGUUGUUGAUGUAAAUAAUGCUCAUAGUGUAUAAACUGUAAAAGGCAUACAUUUCUCAUACAUUCCGUGUUUGUAAUGAGCUAUAUCUGGACUUGUUAUAGUAUUAACAGUGCUUGCAUAACACUUGGAAAUUGUAUCUCAUUGCAGUUUACCUCUUAAACUUAGCAUAAAGUCUACAGAAAAAGACAAGUACUUUUCAUUUGUUGCUUACUAACAGUGUAAUAUUUAUUUGUUGUCAUGCACCUUUAAGUAUGCCUCAGGUACUUCAUAAUAUGUUCAACAAAAAGCUACAGAAAUUGCCCCUAAUAAGCUGUUUAAAGGUUAAAUUGAAAGCAUUAUUUUUAUUGUUUCAUUUUUGUUUGUUGUAUUUUUUUAAAUAAAAUUGAA
Molecule: messenger RNA, 4388 nt
Organism: Notolabrus celidotus (New Zealand spotty)
Lineage: Eukaryota; Metazoa; Chordata; Actinopteri; Labriformes; Labridae
Product: interleukin-31 receptor subunit alpha-like
Exons: 16
Coding region: 422-2881 (819 amino acids)
Molecular function (GO): protein binding
Source: RefSeq, a predicted model, not a curated record